This is a messenger RNA of Astrephomene gubernaculifera, 643 nucleotides long. The record is from the annotation of a GenBank genome assembly. NCBI's taxonomy places the organism in Eukaryota, Viridiplantae, Chlorophyta, Chlorophyceae, Chlamydomonadales, Astrephomenaceae.
UGCUGCUUCCCCGCGGCCUCCACCUUGAGCUGGACAUCUCUCCCGUGCUGAAGAAGGCGCUGCUGGACGACCACGACGCGGUGGUGACGGACGCCAAGCUGGUGCCGCUGCCUCGGAGCCCGUGUGUGGCGGAGGUGCUGCGGAGGUACUGCGAGCAUGUAGCCGAGGUGGGCGGGUCGGCGGGCGGCGGCCACGUGGCGGCGGAGGUGGCGGGCGGGCUGCGCAGCUACUUCGACAAGGCGCUCAUGGCGGUGCUGCUCUACCGCAGCGAGAGGCCGCAGGCCAUGGCUGUCCUCGCCGACGGCCGGCUGCCCUCCUCCGUGUACGGCACCGAGCACCUGCUGCGGCUGUUCGUGAAGCUGCCGGAGCUGCUGGCGGCGGCGGGGGCGGGGGGCAUGAGCGAGGAGGCGCUGGGGCAGACGGCGGAGGCGGUGCAGGACCUCAUGAACUGGGUGGCCGACCACCUGGAGGGCCUGCUGGCCCCGCGCGACUCCUACCUGGACCACUGGGACUUCAUGGCGGGGCUCAGCGGCGAGCUGGCGGCGGCGGUGGCGGCGGCGGGCUACGCAGGCACCUCGGCGCCGCUGCCGCCACUGCAGCAGCAGCCGCAGCAGCGGGUGCAGGGGUGACGGCAUACAUGGGG